This is a messenger RNA of Cuscuta europaea, 2630 nucleotides long. The record is from the annotation of a GenBank genome assembly. Lineage: Eukaryota; Viridiplantae; Streptophyta; Magnoliopsida; Solanales; Convolvulaceae.
UUUUUAAAUCACGGACCCCGAGAGCAUAAAAAAUAAAAGAUGGAGAAUAUGAUGAGGGAAAAGUAAACAAGUUCAAACUUCCUAAAUACUGUGUUGCCUGUGCACAGAGUAUCACGGGGUAGGAUAUAAUUUGCCAAACCUAAAAAGAUUUCUGAGACAAUAGCGGUGGCAAACCGGAAUUGCCAAUCGGAAAUAGAAGAAGCGAGGGUAGGGUUUGUGGGGUUGAGAUAGAAGACGAUAUGGGGGCGAGCAGCGAUCAUCUUCCUGUUCAGGACGGGUCGGACGAACAGCAGAGGCGUGCGGAGAUAUACACAUACGAGGCACCAUGGCACAUCUAUGCAAUGAAUUGGAGCGUGCGGAAGGAUAAGAACUACCGACUCGCCAUUGCCAGCCUGCUGGAACAGUACCCCAAUCGCGUCGAGAUCGUACAGCUGGACGACUCCAACGGAGAGAUCCGCUCCGAUCCUAACCUCUCCUUCGAGCACCCCUACCCUCCCACUAAAGCCAUAUUCAUCCCCGACAAGGAAUGCCAGAAGCCUGACCUCCUGGCCACCUCCAGCGACUACCUACGGAUCUGGCGUGUCGCAGAAGACGGGUCGCGCGUUGAGAGCAAAAGCGUCCUCAAUAACAAUCGCAACAGCGAGUUCUCCGGUCCAUUGACUUCCUUCGACUGGAACGAGGCGGAGCCUAAGCGGAUAGGCACUUCCAGCAUCGACACCACCUGCACCAUAUGGGACAUCGAUAGGGAGACAGUAGACACCCAACUCAUCGCGCACGACAAGGAGGUGUACGACAUCGCAUGGGGAGGGGUCGGCGUGUUCGCAUCUGUCUCCGCUGACGGCUCCGUUAGAGUGUUUGACCUUCGCGACAAGGAGCACUCCACCAUCAUAUACGAGAGCUCCGAGCCGGACACACCCCUAGUCCGCCUGGGUUGGAACAAACAGGACCCCAGGUACAUGGCCACCAUCAUCAUGGACAGCUCCAAGGUCGUGGUACUUGACAUCAGAUUUCCAACGCUGCCGGUGGUGGAGCUGCAGAGACACCAGGCUGGCGUGAAUGCCAUUGCGUGGGCGCCGCACAGCUCAUGCCACAUCUGCACAGCUGGCGAUGACUCCCAAGCACUCAUCUGGGACCUGUCCUCCAUGGGUCAGCCCAUUGCAGAAGGGGGGUUGGAUCCAAUCCUGGCUUAUACCGCUGGUGCUGAGAUUGAACAGCUUCAGUGGUCUUCAUCCCAGCCUGAUUGGGUUGCUAUUGCCUUCUCUAACAAGCUUCAGAUUCUAAGAGUGUGAGUGACAUAUAAACUUCAAUUCAAACUGAUCAUCUGAUGAUGGUGCUGAUCAUCUGUCUUCUUAGCCACAAAUGUAUGUUGGCUUCAAGUCAUUGCAUUUCAUCUUGCUUUGCUUUAAUCUGACUAGAGUGGAGGGAAUGCUUCACUUUAUUUGCAUUGCAUUUUUCUUUGAAUUAAUCAGACUAGAGAAAGGAAUUAUGUACUUUAUCUGCCUGUCUGCCUAGGGGCUUAUUACAGAAUUUGUAUGAGACCUUCAAAUUAAGGGUGUCCCCAACAUGAAUUUUAAAGGAUUUUAAAGGAACGUAGAUUGUAUGGAUUUUAAUGGAAUUCUACAGAUUCCAUGAGAUUCAUAUGGAAUCUAUGGAAUUCUAUGGAAUUCUAUUUCAUCAAAUCAUAUGGAUUUGAAUGGAUUUUGAAUGGAUAUCAAUAGAUUUGAAACAAAAAUUACUCCUGGUUGUUUCCUCCCUAAUUCCUUUGCCCAAAGCCAUCAUCACCAAAAAUUUUACUUACACCACUUCGUGGUUUAGCAUUUUGGGUAAAGAACUCUACUGCUGUGCAACUGGAAAUUCAUCAGCAACCCUAAACUAAAAAAUCUACACAUCUUAUUUAGCAUUUCAUAGUCAUAUAAGCAUAUCGAACAGAAAUCCCACAAUCAUUUGCUGGAAAAACUGCUGAACAAAAACCAAUGACUAGAUGUAAAACUGUAAAAGAAAUGCGUUAAAACAAAACAUAGCACAGAAAAAACAGACGCUGGAUAUUUACGAAAAGUGGAAGCUCGACAUAUAAUAUAAUCUAUUGAAUGCUUAUAUCACAAAGCUAUGGAAACCCAAUUCAAAACAAUAAUACAACAAAAAGACACCCAAAUUAAAUUUCUCAUAUGUUACAAAUGAGCCAUCAUCGAUCAGAACAAAAAGAAGACAAGUCUGAUAAACAAUGAAUUUACCAGGGAAUUGGGAUGAUUAAUCAGCCCGAGUGAUAAAAUUUGAAGGAUGAAGAAGGUGGAAGAUGGAAGAUGGAAGAGAAUACUCAGGGAGCUUCGAUUGAACUGCGGCAGAGCGAGUACGUGUACGCAGGUUUUUUUAAUUGGAUUUGGAAAUCUAAAGGGUGGCGAUGAGAUUGUUGGUGGAUUGGGUUAUUCAAUUUUUUGGCCUAAAAGUCCAUCAAAGUUUAUCAAAGUCCAUUAAAAUAAUCAAUAAGUAAAAUGUGACAUCGCUCCCGAAUGUAAUUGAAUUUAAUAUUUAGUAUGUAUUUGAAUUUUCUAACGAAUAAUUUCGUGUGACAGAUUGGUAUAUUUAAUUAAUGCCUGAUUAAUUAAAUUAUUUAUCGGGUCCAUUAUGUUGAU